Haliotis rufescens (red abalone) is the source of this 871-nucleotide messenger RNA. Its product is annotated as isochorismatase domain-containing protein 1-like. The record is from RefSeq and is a predicted model, not a curated record. Bases 147 to 740 code for a protein of 197 amino acids. NCBI's taxonomy places the organism in Eukaryota, Metazoa, Mollusca, Gastropoda, Lepetellida, Haliotidae. The transcript has 5 exons. Gene Ontology annotation, cellular component: cytoplasm.
GUUGUUCUUGCGACUAUUAUUAACUAAACUACAUUUCGUAACAAUGAUUUCUCCCUAUGUAAGUUUCACGCACAUGACGAAGUCCAAACGGCUGCAUCAACGUUGAUGAACUGUGUGCUGAACUCACAUAGCGAUAGAUUUACAGGAUGAGCGAAAAGAGACUUGGAGAUCUCCGGCUGGACCAGACAGUUUUCUUCUGCUGUGACAUGCAAGAAAAGUUCCGUCCAGCGAUCAAACAUUUUGCCGAUAUACUGCAGAUCGCACAAAGAUUGGUGAAGGCAUCAAAGAUUCUCAACAUUCCACUAAUUGUGACGGAACAGUACCCCAAGGGCCUGGGUGCGACAGUAUCAGAGUUGGAUGCCGCCCAUGCUGUUGGGGUUUUCCCCAAAACCAGGUUCACUAUGUUACUGCCUGAGGUGGAAGAGAAGCUACAGUCUAUCUCAAACGUCAAACAUGUCGUCCUCUUUGGCAUUGAGACUCAUGUGUGCAUUCAGCAGACAGUGAUCGACCUUCUGAAGAAGGACUAUGAGGUUCAUGUUGUUGCUGAUGCGUGUUCUUCUCGUUCUCAGAUGAACCGACUCUUUGCAUUUGAGCGAUUCCGACAAAGUGGCGCCAUUGUGACGACGAGUGAGGCUGUGCUGCUGCAGCUGGUGGGCGACAAGGAACAUCCUCACUUCAAGGAGAUCCAGUCCCUGAUCCGGGAGCUGGGUCCGGAGUCAGGGCUCGGCUGCAACUUGUGAUCAUGGUGAUACAGACACUACAGACCAAUAUUUGGAACUGCAGCUUGUUUGGUUUCACUCCACAUAUACACACUGUGUUUAUAUUUUAGUGAGUACUUUACAAUCAGGAACAGUAAAGUCCCUUAACAGCU